Messenger RNA from Dipodomys spectabilis (banner-tailed kangaroo rat), 1725 nucleotides. RefSeq names its product THAP domain containing 2 (gene Thap2). Lineage: Eukaryota; Metazoa; Chordata; Mammalia; Rodentia; Heteromyidae. The coding region runs from base 257 to 877 and encodes 206 amino acids. Gene Ontology annotation, cellular component: nucleus. The record is from RefSeq and is a predicted model, not a curated record. The transcript is spliced from 3 exons.
ACGGGUUGUGUCCGCCAUGUUGGUGAAGGCACACGGAGGCUCCUGGGGCUCCAGGCCCGUCGGCUCUGCUGGCGUCAGUCCGCCAUAUUAGUAAAGAGAAAGGGAAGGGCGACCCUCCCUCACGCCCCCCGCCCCAAGCACACUCCUUCCCGCUCCGCGGUCGCUACUACGGGCCGGAGGGCCUCGGCCGCCCCGGGCUGCCCGGCUUCUGACGGGGGAAAGCCGUCGGGGAGCGCCGGAUGAGGGCAAGCGGGAAAUGCCGACCAACUGCGCCGCGGCGGGCUGCGCCACCACCUACAACAAGCACAUUAACGUCAGCUUCCACAGGUUUCCCUUGGAUCCUAAAAGAAGAAAAGAAUGGAUUCGCCUGGUUAGGCGCAAGAAUUUUGUGCCAGGAAAACAUACUUUUCUUUGUUCAAAGCACUUUGAAGCCUCCUGUUUUGACCUAACAGGACAAACUCGACGACUUAAAAUGGAUGCUGUGCCAACCAUUUUUGAUUUUUGUACUCACAUAGAGUCUGUGAAACUCAAGUCAAGGAAUCUUUUGAAGAGAAACGACAGUUGUACUACAGCUGGACCAUCUAAUUUCAAGUCAAAUAUUAGUAGUCAACAAGUGCUCCUUGAACACAGUUAUGCCUUUAGGAACCCUAUGGAGGCAAAAAAGAGGAUAAUUAAGCUGGAAAAAGAAAUAGCAAGCUUAAGAAGAAAAAUGAAAACUUGCCUCCAAAAAGAACGCAGAGCAACUCAAAGAUGGAUCAAAGCCACAUGCUUUGUGAAGAAUUUAGAAGCAAAUAACCUGUUACCUAAGGGCACAUUGGAACACAUCUUACCAACUGCCUUAAGCAGUAUUCCUUUGGAGGAUUUCAAGAUUCUUUAACAAGAUUAACAACAUAAAACAAUAGGAUUUCUCUAAAUCUAAAACAGACCAUAAUACCUGCAUUUAAAUUUGUCUUGCACAGAACUUAAUGCCCAUCCUGCAUUCUUUUCAGGGGUUAACAUAUUUAUGGCAAUUACACCAAAAUUAAAUAUUUAAGAAGUUUUACUUGACACAGUAUUAUUACUGUAUAACUUAAGAAGACCUUGAUUACAAAAAAAAAGGAAACUUUCAAUGAAACUUUUAUUUGAAAAUGAAUGGAAGUGCCUUACAUGAAAAAUGUACUAGAAAUUUUGCUAGGAAAUUGUAUGUUUGCCAGGUGCUUGUUUUGGGGUUUAAAUUAAACAGCCUAUGACAUGUAGUAUGUUUAAUUAGAAAAAAAUUUCUAUACAAAAGUUGGGAUAUUACAUCAAAAUAAGAUGCCAAGUAGUUGUUAAUCAUACUAAAUGUGACCUUAAAACUGCUGGACUUUGAGUUAAUUAUUACUGGCACUGGCUUGAAAAUUUAUGGAACAAAACAAAAUGAGGUACAGAACAACUUUUUAAAUUUAGAAUUUCUGCAUUUUUUAGAUGAGUAAAAGUAAACUUACCAUAGGCUCUAUAAAAAUACUAAUUUUUAAAUACAUUGUGAAAUGUUUCGCUAAUAAUAUAUUUUUUCAGUGUUAAGGCUUUUAAGUUAUCCAAAGUAAAUAAGCCCUUAAGUACCUCAGACUAGUAAAAAAUUAUAAUCACCUUCUAAGAAACAUGUUGUGAAACAACGCCCAGUUUGAGAUCUAGCUUUUACCUUAAUAAAACAUAAGUGUGGGAAGUGGCGCUGUAGCUCAAGUGGUAGAGCGCUAGCCUUGAGCUGAA